Messenger RNA from Stegastes partitus (bicolor damselfish), 1167 nucleotides. RefSeq names its product E3 ubiquitin-protein ligase RNF182. The transcript has 2 exons. The record is from RefSeq and is a predicted model, not a curated record. The coding region runs from base 1 to 810 and encodes 269 amino acids. NCBI's taxonomy places the organism in Eukaryota, Metazoa, Chordata, Actinopteri, Pomacentridae.
AUGAAGGACAGCACAGCAGAGACAAGUGGAGUGAAGGAGGGGGAGUCACACACACUGGGACAAGAACAUGACUUGAAGAUGAGCUGUCCUCAGACUGAGUUAGAAGAGAAGGACUGUCCUCCUCCGGAGGAAUUAGAGUGUCAAAUCUGUUACCAGCGUUACAAUGUCCACAACCGGAAGCCUAAGAUCCUGGACUGCCUACACCGGGUCUGCGCCCGCUGCCUCAUUAAGAUCCUGGACAUUGCAGACAGUGCAGGCUGCAUCUCCUGUCCCUUUUGCAGACACCAAACUGAGAUCACAGAGUUUGAGGUUUCAGCGUUGCCUGACGAUGUUAACAUCAUGUCCCACUUGGCAAUGCGGGAUAAAUCAUGGAGCUCUGACCAGAACAGAGAGGUGGUCCUGACCCCAAAGAGUUUUUCCUCCUCCAGCCCAUCUCAUGACUCCUCCAACUGCCUGGUCAUCACUAUAAUGGAGGUGCAGAGGGACUCACAGCACUCCCCGAGCCAAAAUGGCAGCUCUGACGUUUAUGCUGAGCAGAGCCUGGACUCAGUAUCGAUAGGCUCCAAUGGGCCAGCGGAUCAAGACGCCCUGUCCAAGUUCUGUAAUCAUGUCCCACGCAUUCUGGUCUGGCUGCUGGGCUUCUUAUACUUUGGCUCACUGCCUCUAGGAAUCUACUUGUUGGUGGUUCAGAGAGUGACUCUGGGUAUUGUAUGUGUUAGCUUAGUGCCAUCAAGCCUGACAGUUUGCCUGGUCUAUGGAUUCUGCCAGUGCCUAUGUCAGGGCAUGUGUGACUGCUCCUCAAGAGGCUGACAGGAUGGUAGCUGAAAAUUGGUGGUCCUAGGACAGGGAUGAAGACAGCUGCAGAAAAUAGGUAAUAAAAAGCCCAAAGGUGUCUCUUCCUGCACAGGCUUAGCAAGCCUAGCAGUCAGUUACCGUGAUACAAAUAAAGGGCCAGUGAGGAAAAAUAAGACCACCUUCAGUGACUGUACUUUCUAAGACCUACUGCUGCAACUCAGAUACCAGCUUGGUCAAGAGGAACAGAACCACUUAUGAGCUCCACAUUUUUGUGAUGUACUCCUGUGACCUUUACAUGUUCUGUGUGCUGUGUAUGACCUAGUCUAGCAUAACAUUGGAGAGCAGACUUUUAAUCUUGGGACUUAUCUAACA